UUUAGUGUAGUGUUGGGUGGACGCGAAGCAGCAGAUUAUAGCAUUUCUCUCUUCCCCACAAACUCAACCAGUAAACCACCGGAAGAAGAUACCAACCGUUAUUGUAAACAGCCGUCGGAGAAGCACAAAAUACGCGAAACGCGAGGCAAACAAGAGAAGUCGAAGGAUCAAUUCAUCACGUCUCUUUUAGCUAAUCGAUGGGUUUUUGUUGGUGACAAAGGGAUUUCUCUGUUUCUCGGUGUUUUCUGGGUUUUAAGGGUUUCGUUUACAAGUCGAGCUUUUUGGAGGAGAGUAAUGGCGGGUGUUUCUGCAAUCGAGAUGAAUAAAUACUCUCUGUUGAAGGAUUUUAAUGUUGAUGUUGAAGUAGAAGACGAAGAGUACGAGACUUUCUCUCUUUGUUUCUGGGUGUAUCUCUUAAAUUCCACCACAUUCCCGUCUACGAUCAUUAAACAGGUUCACUCAAAGAUGAGUGUUAGUGCACCUUUCCUUGUCCUAGAUGAAUAUAAGAAGAUGAUGCUUUUGCCAUUGACUCUGCUUCACAAGGAAGCUCCUGAUCCUGUUGACACUUCUUCCUGGACUCAAGUUCCUAAUGUGUCUACAAAAUCCCAUUUUCCUCUCGAAAAAUGGGUUCAUGUCGGUUGCCAGGUUUCUAGAAAUUACGUGAGGCUUCUUAUCGAUGGAGAGAUUGUAGGAGAACAGUCCUUGACUUCUUUGCUGAUAAAGAACACCAAUCACGAAUGUCUUCGAAAGAUAUCACUAUUUAGUGUUGGCGGAGAUGGUUAUAGCGUUCAAGGUUUCAUCCAAUUUGCAGAAGUCUUGCCUGCUAGUUGUCAUGUGGAGCAUCAUUAUAUGAAGGACCCACCUCUAUGGUUAUCUGUCGAUAAGUCAUCCUCAUCGGGGAUUGAAUUAGACGAUGACGGUGUUUGGAAGGCAUCUUGUAGGGAGAUGUUUUCCUUGGAUGUUGUUUUAUCCAAUGCUAUUGGCCAGCCUGUGCACAAGGAUGUGGAGGUUGUUGCAUCGCUACUGUAUUCCGAUACGCUUGUGGAGGCCAAGUCGAGUGAAACUGAGGCUCCUCUUUUGGUAAGCUAUGAAGGAGUUGUAUUCUCAGCUGAUGAUAGACCGAUCAAACUAUUGAACGGACGUUCAUCCUUUAAGCUCAAGAUCUCUCAGCUUUCCUCCAAGUGUGAUAACAGAUUGUUCUGCAUCAAAUUUCAAAUACCAAAUGCUAAAGAUUAUCCUUUCCUCCAAGCUCUAACCAACCCAAUACGUUGCAUUUCGAUUAGUCCUAAAAGGUUGACCCUCAUUGACCAUCAUCCAUUAAGUACCGAAUCACCGAACAUUCUUCACAAUACUUCCUCAGUGAAACGAGCCAGGUUUUGUAAAGAAAGUGUUUCUGGGAGUGAGGAAUCAUAUGAACAGUUCGAUAAUGGAAACGACGUGAGUAUGCACCACGAAGAAGAUAACUCAUCAACUGAUUCAGAAAACUCGGAAAUGAGAGACUUGGUUUUGAUGAGAUAUACAAUCUCAGAUUCUACCAUCUUCAGAUACUGUUUAGGAAACUUAACAGAGAGGUCUCUUCUUUUAAAGGAAAUCACAAACAACUCAUCAGACGACGAAGUUUUGGAAUUCGCUAGUCAGAUUUCUCUGUAUUCAGGAUGUUCCCACCACUGCUAUCAAAUCAACAUGGCAAAAAAGCUAAUAGAUGAAGGAACAAAUGUGUGGAUACUGAUAUCUCGGAACAAUCAACAUGUUCAUUGGGAUAAUGUGGUCUAUGAGAUUGAAGAACAUUUCAUGAGGAUUUCCAAAUGCAGCAGCAGAUCUCUCACCCACCAGGAUUUUGAGAUUCUAAGGAGAAUAUCAGGAUGCUACGAGUACGUAACUCAGGAGAAUUUCGAGAAAAUGUGGUGUUGGUUGUUCCCUGUUGCUUCCUCAAUAUCCCGGGGCUUGAUAAACGGAAUGUGGCGUUCUUCGUCGCCUAAAUGGGUCGAAGGAUUCAUCACUAAGGAAGAAGCUGAACAUUCGCUUCAAGGCCAAGAACCGGGAACCUUCAUACUCAGGUUCCCUAUUUCAAGAAGCUGGCCUCACCCUGAUGCUGGUAGUUUGGUUGUGACUUAUGUCGGUCAUGGUUUCACUCUUCAUCAUAAGCAACUCAAGAUCGAUAACAUCUGCGAAAGUAUCGAAAGGUACACGGAUGCAAAACUGCUGCAAGAUAUGUUGUUGGCAGAACCGGAGCUCUCUCGUUAAGGAAGGAUCAUAAGAAGUCAUUGAUUGAUAUGUGGAGGUUCCUACAUUUUCCAAAUAUACUGAUGCUAAAAUUUCAUACAGUUUGUAGAUUGUAAAAGCUCAGAAAGCUAACAGAGGCUCUAAUUGAUGUUAAAAUUACAAUUUGUAAGGAUUUUUUUUUUUUAAUUACUGAUCUUCUUUUAGAUGUUGAGCACAAAAGUGUAAAACCUGAGAGUAGUAAAUCUGCUCAACUUAAUGUUAAAAUUACAAUU
Molecule: messenger RNA, 2495 nt
Organism: Eutrema salsugineum
Lineage: Eukaryota; Viridiplantae; Streptophyta; Magnoliopsida; Brassicales; Brassicaceae
Product: SH2 domain-containing protein B
Exons: 11
Coding region: 295-2244 (649 amino acids)
Biological process (GO): signal transduction; regulation of transcription by RNA polymerase II
Molecular function (GO): RNA polymerase II cis-regulatory region sequence-specific DNA binding; DNA-binding transcription factor activity, RNA polymerase II-specific
Source: RefSeq, a predicted model, not a curated record